CUCCAAUUUAUCUCCUAGGUACACAGCCCUUGGAGUUCAGAGGCCUCUGCUGACCUCUGCCCAACCUCUCUCUCUCUCUCUCUCUCUCUCUCUCUCUCUCUCUCUCUGUCACUCUGCGCCCAAGCCCCCACUGGUACAUACAGGCACAGAGGCAGGCAAGUCAGGCAAGGACUAGGAAAGAGGAGAGGGGGCUGGAUACAGGCUGCCAGAGGGCUCAGAAGCCCAGUGCACCUCCCUGUCCCAACUCUGUCCACCUGCUGCUGUGGCCACAGCAACAGAAGAGAUAGCUAGUAAGGCAGGAGUGAGGCCCAGUACCUUGUGGACAGUGGUGUCAUUAGCUGUGAUGCCUAAGAUGUCUCGAGAGAUGGAAGAGCUCACCCAAACCAGGUUGCAGAAGAUCUGGAUUCCACAUAGCAAUGGCAGCAGCGGGCUACAACGGAGGAGAGGCUGUAAGUGUGAUUUGCUUCCAUGGGUCUCAAGGUGGUGGUGGUUUUUCACUAUUACUGAUGACAAAGUUUCCCUGCUUUCAGUGUUUAAUUUAGGCCAGUACCGACGAGAGGCAGUGAGCUACAAGAACUAUGAAUUCUUCCUUCCAGACAACAUGGAGGCCCUACUUAUCAGGAAGCAGUGUGCCCUGGCAGCCCUGAAAGAUGUCCAUAACUAUCUCAGCCGUGAGGAAGGUCAUGUUGCGGUUUUUGAUGCCACCAACACUACUAGAGAACGACGGUCACUAAUUCUGCAGUUUGCGAAAGAACAUGGUUACAAGGUCUUUUUCAUUGAGUCCAUCUGCAAUGACCCUGGCAUCAUUGCAGAAAACAUCAGGCAAGUAAAACUUGGAAGCCCUGAUUACAUAGACUGUGACCGGGAAAAGGUUCUGGAAGACUUUCUAAAGAGAAUUGAGUGCUAUGAGAUCAACUACCAACCUUUGGAUGAUGAACUGGACAGCCACCUCUCCUACAUCAAGAUCUUCGAUGUGGGCACACGCUACAUGGUGAACCGAGUGCAAGACCACAUCCAGAGCCGCACAGUCUACUAUCUCAUGAACAUCCAUGUCACACCCCGCUCCAUCUACCUAUGCCGGCAUGGUGAGAGUGAACUCAACCUCAGAGGCCGCAUUGGAGGUGACUCUGGUCUCUCAGCUCGGGGCAAGCAGUAUGCUUAUGCCCUGGCCAAUUUCAUUCAGUCCCAGGGCAUCAGCUCCCUGAAGGUGUGGACAAGCCACAUGAAGAGGACUAUCCAGACAGCUGAGGCCCUGGGUGUUCCUUAUGAGCAGUGGAAGGCCCUGAACGAAAUUGAUGCGGGUGUCUGUGAGGAGAUGACCUAUGAAGAAAUCCAGGAACAUUACCCUGAGGAAUUUGCACUACGGGACCAAGAUAAAUAUCGCUACCGCUAUCCCAAGGGAGAGUCCUAUGAGGAUCUGGUUCAGCGUCUGGAGCCAGUUAUAAUGGAGCUAGAACGGCAGGAAAAUGUACUGGUGAUCUGCCACCAGGCUGUCAUGCGGUGCCUCCUGGCCUACUUCUUGGAUAAGAGCUCAGAUGAGUUGCCAUAUCUCAAGUGUCCUUUGCACACAGUGCUUAAACUCACACCUGUGGCUUAUGGCUGCAAAGUGGAGUCCAUCUACCUGAAUGUGGAAGCUGUAAACACACACCGGGAGAAACCUGAGAAUGUGGACAUCACCCGAGAACCUGAGGAAGCCCUGGACACUGUCCCUGCCCAUUACUGAGCCCUUUCCAAGAAGUCAAACUGCCUUUGUCUCCACUGUUUCCCACCUUUAAGUGCUGCUUACCUUGCACUUCUCUUACCUCAAGACGCUGGACUUGGUCUUACUAGAAGACCCCUGCUUCUAGUGAAGAAGCCCUCAGCAUCUCCAAAACAGGCCUCAAUUUCCAGCUACAACCAAGGAGCUGUCUAGUUAUGAAUGAAGCUUUUUCUUUCUUAAUUCCUAGUUCCUUAUCAAUAAAGCCUUCUCUUG
Molecule: messenger RNA, 1972 nt
Organism: Panthera uncia (snow leopard)
Lineage: Eukaryota; Metazoa; Chordata; Mammalia; Carnivora; Felidae
Gene: PFKFB1
Product: 6-phosphofructo-2-kinase/fructose-2,6-biphosphatase 1
Exons: 14
Coding region: 344-1723 (459 amino acids)
Biological process (GO): fructose metabolic process; fructose 2,6-bisphosphate metabolic process
Cellular component (GO): 6-phosphofructo-2-kinase/fructose-2,6-biphosphatase complex; cytosol
Molecular function (GO): 6-phosphofructo-2-kinase activity; fructose-2,6-bisphosphate 2-phosphatase activity; ATP binding
Source: RefSeq, a predicted model, not a curated record